Messenger RNA from Hemibagrus wyckioides, 1898 nucleotides. RefSeq names its product dual specificity phosphatase 1 (gene dusp1). The coding region runs from base 170 to 1312 and encodes 380 amino acids. The record is from RefSeq and is a predicted model, not a curated record. Gene Ontology annotation, molecular function: protein tyrosine/threonine phosphatase activity; MAP kinase tyrosine/serine/threonine phosphatase activity. Gene Ontology annotation, biological process: negative regulation of p38MAPK cascade; protein dephosphorylation; endoderm formation. The transcript is spliced from 4 exons. Gene Ontology annotation, cellular component: cytoplasm; nucleus. NCBI's taxonomy places the organism in Eukaryota, Metazoa, Chordata, Actinopteri, Siluriformes, Bagridae.
GCGAGGAGACCAGAAAGAAAGAACGGACAGGAAACGCGAUAGAUUUUUGAAGAAUUUUUUUUUUAACACGUAUUAUUGACGAGGGACAAUUUUACCACUACAUUCGGGAAUCCCUUUAGCGAACUAAAUACACUUUUUGUGCGCGGAUAUAUUUUUUCUACAUCACUUUAUGUAUUUAGACUUGUCUUAUCCUGUGCGUCGUCCUACUAUGGUCAUAAUGGAGGUCCCGAACAUCGACUGUGGCUCUCUCCGGGCGCUUUUGGAGGGAACCGAGUCCGGUUGUCUUGUUUUGGACUGCCGGUCGUUCUUCUCCUUCAGCUCCUCUCACAUAUCCGGCUCUACUAACGUGCGCUUCAGCGCCAUAGUGCGCCGGAGAGCGCGCGGCGGACUUGGGCUAGAACACAUUGUUCCCAAUGAGGACACACGGAGCAGGCUGCUUUCCGGAGAAUACCGGACUGUGGUGCUGCUCGAUGACCGAAGCUUAGACUUCAGCCAGGUGAAAAAAGACGGAACUCUAAUGCUGGCCGUGACCGCUUUGAGUCGGAACAACCCCCACGGUGCCAACGUCUUCUUCCUGAAAGGCGGCUUCGACACCUUUUCAUCCGAGUUUCCUGAAAUGUGUACCAAAGCUCCCCCUCCACAGGGCCUGAGUUUGCCCCUGAGUGCCAACUGCCCUCCUGGUAGCGCCGAGUCCGGCUGUAAUAGUUGCGCUACUCCUCUCUACGAUCAGGGUGGCCCAGUGGAAAUUCUGCCGUUUCUAUAUCUUGGAAGUGCCUACCAUGCUUCCCGAAAAGACAUGCUGGACAUGUUGGGCAUCACAGCGCUCAUAAAUGUUUCUGCCAACUGCCCCAAUCAUUUUGAGGACCAUUAUCAGUACAAGAGCAUUCCAGUUGAAGACAACCACAAGGCAGACAUUAGCUCCUGGUUCAAUGAGGCCAUUGAAUUUAUUGACUCAGUAAGAAACAAAGGUGGCCGUGUCUUUGUGCACUGCCAGGCGGGCAUCUCACGCUCGGCAACCAUCUGUCUGGCCUACCUCAUGCGCACCAACCGUGUCAAGUUGGACGAGGCUUUCGAGUUCGUCAAGCAGCGCCGCAGUAUCAUCUCACCCAACUUCAGCUUCAUGGGCCAGCUGCUGCAGUUCGAGUCACAAGUGCUUGCCACAUCCACCUGCUCGUCAGAGGCAAGCAGCCCAGCGCUCAGCAAGAAUGGCACUGUUUUCAACUUUCCUGUGUCCAUUCCUGUCCAUGCUGGUGCCAGUCCACUGUCCUUCUUGUCCCAUCAUAGUCCCAUCACCCCUUCACCCACUUGCUGACAGGACUUUCUCGUUAUUCUAAGACGGUUUAUGGAAGGUUUCAGACAUCUUUGAAGUGUCUAAUAAUAUGACUCUACCUGUCCAGAAGAUUAUAACACAACCUUUAGAUUCAGUAACACAGGCUGGCCUUGGGCCUUUUUUUGUUUCACUGAUCACUGCAGUGGUUUUAUUGCUGGACAAUUAAAAUUGUGCUUAUUACUUGACAGUAUUUCCGUGUAACUCUGGAUAGGAAUAGGUGGCUGGUCCAGGCUUGUUCCUCCAGGCUGUCUUUGUUUUGAAAACACUCCUGUGGACUGAACUGAAGGGGGUGGACAUGUAAUACGAGGCUCCUGAAUGUCUGUUUUCUGCAGUCACUGCAAUUUGAGCCCUGCAACAGAUAAUCAUUGGCCCUCUGUUUUAUGUAUUGGCACAGGAUAAAACACCAGGUGUGUUAGUUUUCUCAGGAAGAGUCUUCAUUUAUUUCUUGGCGGCCUGUAUCGUUGUUUGUCAUAUACACUUAGUCUGAGGUGACUGCAAGUUGCCAGACUCUAAGGUGCUAUCCUGACUGAAUGUCCCCUCUUUUGUUUAGUUUUUUUUUUUUUUUUUU